UGUAGAAUUGUGAAUGCUACCAUGUGAAUAAUUAGCACUCACUGUAUCUGCAUAAGUUUAAGUAUAAUACACAUUCAAUUUUGUUGACUAGUGUACUUUUACAGAUAACCUCCAGGAAAGAUUAAAUGCCGGGGACGUCACGUGACUUUUGGAAAUACCUGGACGUGUUUUUUUAACUUUUUAUGCAAAUCAGUUCAAAAGAGGCUAUUGCUAGUACCUUGUUUCCUUGUAGACAGUCCAGGGCACGUUUGAAGAAGGAUGAAGACUGUUGUGCUCUGAAAUCUGGAGAUGUUUAUUCUUAUCCUUCUGUAGAUAAAUAUAUUGGUUACCUGAUCUUUAUUUACUGGAUAGAGAACAAAGACAUUUCUUAUACAUCAAGCAACCACUCUUCCUUGGAGAAGUGCAGUACUGGGAGUGACGCCCUUGAAUACUGACCUAUAAGUAAAAAAGACUGCUAAGAAAAAAAAUGGCGUCUUCUUCACAAGCUCGGUGGGAAAUACCAAACUCCAUCACUCCAGCACAAAUAACAUCAUUACUAAGGAGGUUAGAGAUAGGAGGAGAAGAAGUGAUGAUAAAUGACAAUGGAUCACUGAGUCUUCUAGGCUCCAUCACUCCAGCGCAGUCACUAAUAACCACGCCUCCACCAAGGCCAUCAGGAGUAGAAGAACAAGAGGAGUUAAAUGGAGACAUUGGACCAACAAAUGUUCUGGGUACCCGGGUGGAUAUUGAGAAUGAAUUUGCGGUACACAAGGAGAUGAUGGAGGCAAGCAUAAAGAAACUGGAUUGCCUUCUGGCCCAAUUGCAUAAAUUUAAAAGGAGGCCUGUUCAAUGUGAAUCUGGGGGAAUGGAGAACAGAACUUGGAGUCAUCUUGUGGAGGCGCUACAAAGAAAAAUUGGAGAGCUGGAGAAAGCAAUAGAAUUUAAUAUCAUUACUGAAUCCCCAAUCCCUAUUUCCUCUCUUGAUCUCUACUAUCUAAUAAAAAAUAUUAAACCAGGGGACUGGAAGCACCUUAUGAGGGCUCUUAAUAUCAAUGAUACAGAGAUAGAGGCCUGUAUACGUAUCUCACCAGAUGAGAGAGAACAGAAGUACCAGAUGCUCCUAUUGUGGUUCAGAAAACACCAGGAUGGAAGAUGGAAUCAUAAAGAAGAGCUGAUAUUUGUUUUAGAUGUUUUAGAGUACAGAGAUAUCGCUGUCAUAUUCCGAAACGGGUGCAGAAAGUCAGCUCCUGUUGCUAUAUGCAAAGAAAACAUAUAAAAUGCAAAUGCAAAACCGACAUAGGAUCAAAGACUUUGCCACAAACUUCAGAUAUCCCUCUAAGAAUCGUUAUGUAUUAUCUACAUACAAUAUGCACUUUUAGGUAAUGAGUAUGGAUAUCAGCAGGUUUGCCUAUAAUGGGAAAAUCAUAUCACUAAUAUCUUCAAAGGACAGUUGACUUUUUUCACUCUGUUAACCACUUGCCUGGCAUGGCCGCAUCAGAUGUGACCACACCAGCAAGUGCUUUUUCUGACAUGGUCACACAGGAUGCAACCAGUCAGAUAAACAGUGUUAGCAGCUGCAGGGAAGAGAAACUUCCCUCUGCUGCUGCUCUCAGAUGGACAGACGGUCAGCACGGUAGGAACUCCCACCCAGCGUUUGCAGACAAUAGCAGCCGAUGGGGAAGUGUAUAUUAACCCCCCCAAGCUCCCCUUGUGUACCUGGCUGCUCUCCGGGCUAUUAAAAUGGAAGUUGCGUUGGUUGCAAUGUUUCCAAUGGUGCCAAUCGAUGUUCUGAUGCUUAAAAAAAAUAUUUUUUUUUCAAAAAUGAAAAAUAAAUAUACUGUAUUUUUCUUUUCUUUUUUAACUAAAAUCAUUUUGGAUAACGUUAAAUACAUGUUCUUCACCUUUUUCACUCAUAAAAAAACAAACAAAUUCUGAAUGUGGCAUGUGUGAAAACCACUAUUCUUGGUGCUUGGAGUCAUUGCCUUAUUUGACCAAAUUGUGGAGUUAUGGUAAAAUCAUUUAGUAAACUUAUUUGUUGAGCAUAAUUAUGUACUUAAUGUAUAAAAAUGAAUAUUUGAUCUUAUAACCUGAUUUACUAAGUGCUGAAAUGUAAUACAAUGCAAAUGGAUAUUAAUACAGGUUGAGUCUCCCAUAUCCACAAUGCUUAUGACCAGAACUAUAUUUUUCUUUUUAUUAUGGAAUAUUUGCAUACUAUAAAGAGAUAUCUUGGGAGUGGGACUCAAGUGUAAACACAGAAUGCAUUUAUGUUUCAGAUACAACUUAUAAACAUAGCCUAAAGGUAACUAUAAAACAUUAAUAAACAUUUUUUGCAUUAAUCAAACUUUGUGUACAUUGAGCCAUCAGAAAGGAAAGGUGUCACUCAAAAAAUACUGUAUUUUGGAAUAUUUCUUAUUUCUGAUUUUUGGAUACGGAAGACUCAAUUUGUAAUAUGUUUCCGCUCGUAAGAAAAUCAAGGUUUUAUUAUCUGUUUUUGUGUACAUUUCAAAUUAGUUUCAAUUUCACAAAUUUAUAUUUAAGAAAUGUUUAUUUUUACAGUUUUCAAUAUGAAAAUGCAUGUAAAUAGGAUGUAAUGAUUAUGCAGAAUAUUGUUAAGACAUGUGGGCCAUGUGACUGUAACUAACAUUAACCCACCUAAACUUACCAAAUAGUUUUAUAUUUUUUAUAUUUUGCUUGCAGUAGUGUACAGUACUAAAUAAGGAAAGUAUAUUUCAUCAUUUGCAUAUUCACACCAUAAAUACUAUAUACUUUCUUGGGGACAUUUAAAACAUAGUUUUAAAUGUCCCCAAGAAAGGGACACAGGAAAUGUGUUGUUACCUAUUGCAACCAGACUUGUUUUUUUAUUUUCUAAUCUGAAAAUAAUGAAUUAGUUGUUAGUAGUUGAUACACUUUUGAUAAAUAUCCCUGAAUGUAUCCGUGGUCUGUCUUUUCUUGCUUUAUAGUAAAUGUGAAUGUUCAUUACAAGGGUUAUAUUUACUAAAGGUGAAUUUUCAUAUAGAUUUUUUAAUUGCUGUAUUUCCAGGACUAACUGGUUACUUUUUGAUAUACAUUUUUAAAUGUUAGUAAAUGUGUGUUUUAGCCCAUGGAAAUCAACAUCAAUUUAGAUCAAUUUGAACUCAAUAUUAAAAAAAUGAUGAAAAUCAGCCUUUAGUAAAUUUUCCCCUAAAUGUGCUACCUAACAUUAUAAAGCUGUCUAGAAACAAUGGCCCUCAUUCCGAGUUGUUCGCUCGCAAGGCGAUUUUAGCAGAGUUGCUCACGCUAAGCCGCCGCCUACUGGGAGUGAAUCUUAGCUUCUUAAAAUUGCGACCGAUGUAUUCGCAAUAUUGCGAUUACUAACUACUUAGCAGUUUCAGAGUAGCUUCAGACUUACUCUGCCUGUGCGAUCAGUUCAGUGCUUGUCGUUCCUGUUUUGACGUCACAAACACACCCAGCGUUCGCCCAGACACUCCCCCGUUUCCCCGGCCACUCCUGCGUUUUUUCCGGAAACGGUAGCGUUUUUUCCCACACGCCCAUAAAACGGCCUGUUUCCGCCCAGUAACACCCAUUUCCUGUCAAUCACAUUACGAUCGCCGGAGCGAAGAAAAAGCCGUGAGUAAAAAUACUAUCUCCAUUGUAAAAUUACUUGGCGCAGUCGCAGUGCGAAUAUUGCGCAUGCGUACUAAGCGGAAUUUCACUGCGAUGCGAUGAAAAAUACCGAGCGAUCAACUCGGAAUGAGGGCCAAUGUUCAACUCUCUUAUGGCUAUGAUAAAACAAUACUUUUCAAUAAAGUUUUUAAUUUGUGUAUGUGUUAUUUGGUAUAGAAUAAAAAAUGCAAG
Messenger RNA from Pseudophryne corroboree (corroboree frog), 3813 nucleotides. RefSeq lists its product as uncharacterized. Lineage: Eukaryota; Metazoa; Chordata; Amphibia; Anura; Myobatrachidae. Gene Ontology annotation, biological process: signal transduction. The coding region runs from base 467 to 1255 and encodes 262 amino acids. The transcript is spliced from 11 exons. Gene Ontology annotation, molecular function: protein binding. The record is from RefSeq and is a predicted model, not a curated record.